Morone saxatilis (striped sea-bass) is the source of this 4840-nucleotide messenger RNA. RefSeq names its product EH-domain containing 4 (gene ehd4). Gene Ontology annotation, cellular component: cytoplasm; clathrin-coated pit; presynaptic membrane. Lineage: Eukaryota; Metazoa; Chordata; Actinopteri; Moronidae. Gene Ontology annotation, biological process: endosomal transport; clathrin-dependent synaptic vesicle endocytosis. The record is from RefSeq and is a predicted model, not a curated record. Gene Ontology annotation, molecular function: molecular adaptor activity; GTP binding; protein binding.
GUUUAUCUGCUCUCAGAUGCCCAAUCAGGUUCUUCAGAGCAUCAGCAUCAUCGACACUCCUGGUAUCCUCUCGGGAGAGAAACAGCGAAUCAGCAGAGGUUAUGACUUUGCGGAGGUCCUGCGUUGGUUCGGCGAGCGGGUGGACCGGAUCAUUCUGCUGUUCGACGCUCACAAACUCGACAUCUCCGACGAGUUCUCCGAGGCCAUCAGAGCCUUCAAAGGACAGGACGACAAGAUCCGCGUCGUCCUCAACAAAGCCGACCAGGUGGACACGCAGCAGCUGAUGCGUGUGUACGGCGCCCUCAUGUGGUCACUGGGCAAAGUGAUCAACACUCCAGAGGUGGUGAGAGUUUAUCUGGGAUCCUUCUGGGCCAAACCCCUGCAGAACACAGAGAACAGACCCCUGCAGAACUCCAAGAACAGGCGUCUGUUUGAGGCGGAGUCUCAGGACCUCUUCAGGGACAUCCAGAGUCUCCCGAGAAACGCAGCCCUCCGUAAACUCAACGACCUCAUCAAGAGAGCGAGGCUGGCCAAGGUGCACGCUUACAUCAUCAGCUACCUGAAGAAGGAAAUGCCGUCUCUGUUUGGGCGGGAGAAGAAGAAGGAGGAGCUGAUCAUGAGGCUGCCGGAGAUCUACACCAUCCUGCAGAGAGAGCACCACAUCAGCCCCGGAGACUUCCCCAACGUCGCCAAGAUGCAGGAAAUGUUGCAGCACUACGACUUCAGCAAGUUCCCGUCUCUGAAGAUGAAGCUGAUCGAGUCGGUGGAUAAGAUGUUGGCCUCAAAGAUCGCCGUUCUGAUGGCGAUGAUCCGGGAGGAGGAGUCGAAGGCGCCGCCUGCGAUGGUGUCCGGCGGCGCCUUCGAGGGCUCCCAGGACGGUCCCUUCGGUCAGGGCUAUGGCGAGGGCAUCAGCGCUGGGGCCGACGCCGAGGACUGGAUCGUCAGCCGCGAGAAGCACCGCUACGACGAGAUCUUCUACAUGCUGAUGCCCGUCAACGGCAAGAUCACCGGCGUCAACGCCAAGAAGGAGAUGAUGAACUCGCGGCUGCCCAACACCGUGCUGGGGAAGAUCUGGAAACUGGCCGACUGUGACCGGGACGGCAUGCUGGACGACGAGGAGUUCGCCCUCGCCCAGCACCUCAUCAAGAUCAAACUGGAGGGCUACGAGCUGCCCACCGAGCUGCCCGACCACCUGGUGCCCCCGUCCCACCGCAAAAACGCCACCGCAGACGCCCUGUACAACCACAGCGAGGACUAGAGCGCUAGCAGGAGCCGAGCUAGCCGCCAAAGACUGGGUCCAAAUGUAAAAAAAUCAACAUUUCUGCUGCUGACGUUCUGACUAACAGGAGAACCAAUCAGCAAACUGACAGCUAGAGAAGGUCAAAGGUCAAAGUUUAGGAUGUACACACCGAGGAGCUCACCACUGUUUUCCAACCAUCUAUCGCUAAUCACACGUUUAAAUAACCGGCCAGCAGACAAACACGACAAAAGUGACUGAACGCUACAGGAAGUCAAAGUAUAUUACACUUUUAUUUUGGUAAGAUUUUAUAUAUUGUACAAUUCAGCUGCUUUCAAAGCACCAAAGAAGAAGAAAUGAUAAUGUAGCUUCACAUUUCACUAAGUCUGCUUUUAUCUGGAUACUUUUAUUUUGAAAGAGGACAGUAUUUGAAAGAAAUAUCUUGAUAUUUAACCAACUUCCUGCCUUACCUUCCCUUCGUAUUACGCCUCUGAACGUCUUUAUACUGAUUUACUGUAAGUUUCCUUUUUGCUCCUUAAUCCAAUCUCCAAAAUGAAUCUGGAAACAGUUUAAGAAAGUUUCACCAUUUCCAAAAAGAUAAAAGGUUUUAUUCAAUCUAAUGUACCUUUUUUUUAAAUUCAUUUUUGAAUAAUUUACUCUUUUAAAAUGUCCACAAUAAUGUCAAACAUACAUAUAUUAUAUAUUUUAACGAAAAUCAUUUUUUAAAAUUUAAAUAUUUUAGUGCAUUUUAUUUACAUUUCCAUAAAUAUUGUUGCUCAUAUUUCAUCAUUUUAACAUUACAAAUGACUUCCUAAGUCCCAAGUUUCCUGUAGUUAGAUAUGCUACGUGCUAAGCUAAUCUAUGUUGAAAAGACAACCACAUUUUGAAGAUGGUUACAAUAUCCAUAUAUAUAUAUAUAUAUAUAUAUAUAUGUUUAACUGUUAUUGGAGCGCAGAGCAAAAAGGGGCGGGGCUUAGGAAGGGUCGAUUUAUCAGAAUUAUCAUUUGAUUUCUGUCGGUGACGGUUAAAACAACUUUUACUGAAGAAAAAAUUAUAUAAAAAUGUAAAAUAACCUGAUUCAGAUCAGAGAAACCAAGUCCAUGUUUUAGAGCAGGAAGCCGUUACUUACCGCUUUCUUCACGUGACACACGGGUGCAGAAUGAGUCCCAGAACCAGGACAUGGGGGGUUACGGGGGUUGUCGGGGGUCAAAGGUCAGAGUCUGUCGUGUUUGAACAGCACACAGUCAGGAGGAGAUGACAGUGGAAACGGCCGCUGCAGCUCGCUGUUAACUCGUCCUCCAGGACGGACAGCGUCCUGACUUGUGUUGCCGUCGACAGUUUGUGUCAGUUUCCUCACAUUGUAAACAGCAGCCGAGAGGAGGAGAGUCGGUGACCUCUGACCCCUGCUGACUGCACAGUGUCCUCCUUAUGGAAACAGCUUUAUUUGUUUUAUCUAUGGAGCUUAAAAAAAAACCCAGCUACUUCCUACACGGUCCGAAGAUUGUUAACAACCGAGGCAGAAAAAUACUCUAUGAGGCCAAAAGUAUGUGGACACCUUAAAUAUUAGAAAAACAUGUUUGUUAAACUGCCGCCACUCUUCUGGUUUCAGUAUUUCCUGCUGAUGUUGCUCCAAUUCAGACACCUGAGCAUUAAUGAGGAUCAAUACUGAUGAUUGGUGAUAAGAUGUGUUGGUGGUCCAGUUCAUUAAGAGUUUCCUUCAUUGAAACAAGCCAGUAAACACAGACCAGGGGUGUCCACAUACUUUUGGCCACAUAGUCUGCAUGUAAAUUUACACCAUAAUAAUCUUUAAAAACGCAAAUUGCAUCAGUAUAAACUAACCCAAAACUAAAAAUAUCCAUAUUAAAACUCAACAAUACAACAACUGACUUUUCACUAAGCCCCGCCACCAUUAGCUUAUGUUGCUACGCCUGUAAAUCUUACAUUAUUGAUCAGGUUUACAGCGAUAACGUUGGCAUCAAAAUUCAUAUUAAUAUUUUAAACAAAUAAUUUCAUAGUCAAACAAAAUGAGCUUCUCACUUCUCACAGCCAGCGACAAUCAUUAGUAGUAAUUUAGUUGCUUGCUAAAACAUGCUUACAUUACCAGCGUAAGCUUAAUAAACAGAGCUUUAAUCCAUUCCUUACACUUUAGCUGUUUUAGCUGUUUUUAAAAUAUGACAACACUGCAAACUAGAAUGUUUUUACGGUUGCUAAGCUGUUAUUGGAUAAUUACUGUAGCUGGACAGGUUUAGCAAAGCUGUAAAUUUUCCAUUUUCUGUUAAAAAGAGUCAAAAAGAGUCAAAAGUAGCAGCGAAUCUUGCUCUGAAUGUGCCUUUAAGUACAACAGGAAGUUUAUUUUGUGAGCUGCCUAUUAGCUGCCAGAUGCUAUAAUAUAUCUCAAGGUGUAUUAAGACUGAAUUUGAAGCAUAUUUUCGCCUUGCGUUGUUCUCUUAAAUUCAAUAGCUUUUUAGUGUUUUAUAAUCAAACAGCCAAUGUUCAGACUGUACAGACAGUAGCUGUAGCUAGCCAGCAACGAAUGCUCCAGCUGUGUGUUUGAGGACGAUGUUAUGAUGAGCACAAAUGUAUCUUUUUGUUGACUUUAUAUGAACACACGCUCUAAAAUUUGCUCUGCGUUCAGUCUGAACACACCUUGAGACAUUUAACGCGGAUUUCAAAGCUACACUGUAAUUCAAUAAGUUUACUUAACUCAAAACAAUUGUUUAAACGAAGUACAAAGAACAUUUUAAGUAACAAACUCAAUUUUAUAAGUUAAAAACAUUCUUAAUUAAGUACUUUAGUACGUAUUCUGUUUUCUCAGUACAAAUAAAAAGGACUAAAUUAAGUCAGUGUCACUUAAAAUGACUAAAUCUGCUUUAUUAAGGAUGUUUUUAUAACUUACAAAAUGUAGUUGGUUUAACUUAAAACGUUCGAUAAUCAGUUCCAACUGUUUUCUGAGUUCAAUGAACUUAUCUGUAUCUUCACGGUGUACAUUUGCAUAUUUCCCCGUCGGUGCCUCAUCAUUUCAAAGCCUUUCGGGGUUUAAAAAACAGUUGUUUUUUUUAGGUUGAGUUUGGUGAAAACUUUCCCAGUCGUGCCUUUUGAGUUCAGUGUGUUUUGAUGCCCUCUGUUUCUAUGACAGGACUGUGAUCGUCCUCGAGGAUUCAGCAGCCGGGCGGCUUCUGUGCCUUUAACAUGCAAAGAAAGACCAAAAUCUAAGUUUAUUCUAGUUUAUUGCGUCUUUGUGCGUUUCAUCUGUUAACUCGUUAGUCCUCUUUGAUUUAAGGUCCAUAAAAUACAGGAUUUAAGUGAAUAAAGAUAUGAGCUGUGUAAUGAGCUGUGUGGUGGUUUCAGGAGCCUGAAGAGCGUGGGAAGUUCAGUGUUUGAUGUUUUCUGUGUGCAAAUAUGUCUCUCAGUCAGUCUGUACAUUCAGUGAAAUCAAGUCUUCAUUUAUCUGAAUGUAAAAGUGUUUAUAUUUGAUGUAUUUUGUAUUCUUGCUGUUUGAAUGUGUUACUGGUCAACAGUCUGUUACUCAUGAUGUUUGACUGAUGAACCCAUGUUCACAGAAGUUGGAGACUAAUAAAAUUUAUUCAAUACAUAUAAUCAACA